UUCAUGCACCACUUCAUUCCAAACUAUACAUACAUAUACAUUCACACAAACUAUAUCUCUCUCCAACAUCUCUCUUUAAUAUAAUUAGUUUGCUGCUUUCUUGAAAUCGAUCUUCCCUUUGAAUUGAAGAAAGAUGGGUGUUGGGGGGAAAGAAAUGAAGACAGUGGAGAAGGUGCAGCAGGUGGGAGCCAUGGUGGUGGCCGCCACAUUCCUGGGAGGGAACAUAGUGCUGUCUAAGGUGGCGGCCAACGACGGCAUGCCGGUCAGCAUUAUGGUGGCUUACCGCUGGAUCUUCGCCACCGCCUUCCUCGGCCCUAUUGCCAUCGUUGUCGAAUGGAAUAAGAGGCCAAAGAUGACGUGGGGAGUCUUACUUCAAUCAUUUCUUUCUGCUCUGUUAGGGGGAUCUCUAUUCUCAAACAUGUUCUUCAAAGGUGUGGUGUUAACAUCUGCAACAUUUGCCACUGCAAUUUACAAUCUUAUCCCGGCAAUGACGUUUGUUGUUGCAGUUCUUCUCAGAAUGGAGAAUAUGAAGCUUCAUAAAGCAAGUGGGAAGGCAAAGGUGAUGGGAACAAUUGUAUGCAUAAGUGGAGCCAUGCUUCUAACGUUCUACAGAGGGCAGGAGGUCCAAAUAUGGAGUUCAAAAAUUGACUUAUUUCACCUCGCCCAUCCCCAUGCCCAAAGUGCACACGCUGAGGGCAGUUCCGGUAGUUUCGCAUUGGGUGCAACCCUCACUAUGAUCUCAUGCUUUUGCUAUGCAGUGUGGAUAGUACUACUGGCUAGGGUAAGCAAGAAUUAUCCAUGCCAUUAUUCAAGCACUGCAUUGAUGAGUUUCAAUGGAGCAAUUCAGUCUGUUGUGUUCGCUUUAUGCGUCACUAGAGACGAGGCUGAGUGGAAGCUUGGUUGGAAUAUAAGACUAUUCGUCGUUCUUUUUAUGGGAAUUUUAGGGUCGGGAGUUGUGGUGAUAUUGAUGACAUGGUGCGCAAACAAAAGCGGACCUUUGUUCGUCUCCAUCUUCAAUCCUUUAAUAUUGGUGAUCGUUGCACUGGCGAGCUCAUUGCUGCUUAGUGAAACUUUGCAUCUUGGAAGUGUGUUGGGUGGAUUUGUGAUUAUAAUCGGAUUGUACGUUGUGCUGUGGGGAAAGUCAAGAGAUUUGAAGGAUGUCAGCUCUGCAGUUCCUCAGCAAGUCUUACCUAAAACUCAUUCAGAUAUUGUCCAAUAAUGUAUUUCGGGUAUAUCACGUCGGAUUAUGUAUUAACGAUUCAUAGUCUGACACUUCAUUUCUAUUUUUCAUUCAUUGGAUAAGGCUUUGAUAAGAAAUUUAAAAAAUAAAACUAAAAAAAAAGAGAAUGUAAAUAUGAUCACCCGUGAAAAGGGGUUACUCAAUUCACGAAUAGUCCAUGUAUGAAAAAUAAGGAUAAAUGUCAGAUUCUGAAUAGAAGAUAUAUAAACUAACGUGAUAUCAUUGGAAUACCUAACUGUUUUCAGUAUCUCGUGAUACAUGCAAGAAUAACCAGCAACCAUGCUCUGGAUCACCAAAUUUGCUCCCCCAGCAAAUCUGCUUAUGAUCAUCAGAUUGGUGAGGGAAAAGAGUAAAUAGGAUUAAUAGGAACAGACUUGUUCUUAGCAGUUUGUUCACAAAUAUAUCAAGUCAAAGAUAUAGUUUCAAUUUCCUAUGGUAAAGGAAAAUAUGUAUAACGAAGCAUAGUGUUGUAAAUUUGUAUCAAGUCCUGUUUCAAUGUUAUAAAUAAUACAUAGUAAUUGUCAAUUUCUUGUGA
Ipomoea triloba (trilobed morning glory) is the source of this 1775-nucleotide messenger RNA. RefSeq names its product WAT1-related protein At1g68170. Gene Ontology annotation, molecular function: transmembrane transporter activity. The coding region runs from base 134 to 1219 and encodes 361 amino acids. Gene Ontology annotation, cellular component: plasma membrane. NCBI's taxonomy places the organism in Eukaryota, Viridiplantae, Streptophyta, Magnoliopsida, Solanales, Convolvulaceae. The record is from RefSeq and is a predicted model, not a curated record. The transcript has 7 exons.